Molecule: messenger RNA, 1665 nt
Organism: Saccostrea cuccullata (small rock oyster)
Lineage: Eukaryota; Metazoa; Mollusca; Bivalvia; Ostreida; Ostreidae
Product: A disintegrin and metalloproteinase with thrombospondin motifs 18-like
Exons: 14
Coding region: 14-1546 (510 amino acids)
Biological process (GO): proteolysis
Molecular function (GO): metalloendopeptidase activity
Source: RefSeq, a predicted model, not a curated record
CCGAAUAUUCAACAUGGUGGCCAUCUUUACACUAUCUGCAUUUUUUGUUCUGUCUAACAUUGUGCGUAGUCACGGUGAGAGAGAAAAUUAUACAUCUAAAGGUAUUACGGAGUCUUCGGAAGUUGUAUUAGAUUUGACACUUACUAAGGACGGUGCUAGAAUCGAGUUCAACGCCUUAAAGGAAGAUAUCAUAUUAAUUCUGACCAAAGCGUCUCCUACAGACUUCAUGGCGAAAAAUCUGCCUGUUGUUUUAGUUGACGGUGAUGAAAUUCAGUCCAUAAAUAUCAAUUUCCAAGAACAUGGCAUAGAGUUUUACAAAGAGGUUAACGACCGAGGAUAUUUUUCCACACAGUGUUUGUCUUCACGUGACACAAGCUGUACAUUAGAGGGUUCUUUAUUCAUGGAAGAUUAUGAGAUACUUAUUGAACCUCUGCCAGAAGACAGCGAGCAUCUGGGGUCUUUCAAUAAAAGAAAACACAGAAUACAACAAAGAAAACAAAAAGGAUUGAAAAAUUUUCAACAUCAUCUUUCGGAUUUGCAAAAAAAGUUCAUCUUUGGUUUACAAGACCAUGUGACACCCAUUCCUGGAAGCGUCAAUGCAACAGUGGAGGUCUUAGUUUGGACAGACCUUUCAUACAUUAGCUCCUUUCAUCAACUCGUUCACCAUCCUCAUGUGGAAACAGAUAUUUUGAAGUAUGUCGCUACAGUGGUGCACGCGGGAAAUGAAAUGUUUCGCAAUGGAAUAAAAGAUCCAUCUUUGAAUAUAUCGGUAUUCCUAACGGGAGCUGUAAUCUGCAAGUCCGCAGAUUGCAGUAAAUUUACCUCAAGUUUAGUUCAAAAUGGAACUGUAGAAAACCACAAGGCUUUGGACUUGUUUGCGGAGACACUGGCGACAACCUAUGGUAACCACACACUCAUGUUCCACUAUGAUUAUGCAGUUGCCUUCACUCGAUACGAUUUAGUUGAUGUAAGCGGUACACCGAUUGGUGUUUCUUUUACUGAUGAUAUUUGUUCAAUAAAAAACGGAAAAUCAUCCUCAAUCAUUGAAGAUCAAGGUGGCUUUACUUGUAUAGGGACUUUUGUUCAUGAAAUGGCCCACACUUUAGGAUCAGAUCACGAUGGUUGGUUCCGUGGACAGGAGUGCGAUCCUAACAAUGGUUAUAUCAUGGAUGCCGUGUCUCCGCUUACCACCAAUGCCUUCUAUUUCUCUCAAUGCACGAUCAACUCCAUAAAGACAAACCUAUUAAGACCCGAAGCCUCGUGUGUUCUAGAUAAGCCGCGAGUAAACCAUCAUUAUGAGGCAUUGACUAAAGAUGCUCCUGGACAAAUCUACAACGUCUCGGAACAGUGUCAUCAGAUUUAUGGGACGUCUUUUUGUUUGAGCGUAGGGACGACACUGGAAGACAUUUGCCACAAAAUGUACUGCUGGGAUCCAAUACUCUCCAACGUGUGCUCAACUAAGUCUGCUGCCGCCCCUGGAACGUCUUGUGGACAUAAAAAGUGGUGUGUGGACGGAGUGUGUGUACACGAUGAUCGAGCACCAUAGCUUUACAUAUAUUACAUAAAAGUUUCGUUUUCAAUUUAGCAUAUAUACUUCUACAAGACUGUAAUUCACAUAUUUCUUAAUUUUGAUGUCAUUAGCUCAGGUAAUCAUAGAUGUGUAUA